This is a messenger RNA of Ooceraea biroi (clonal raider ant), 2080 nucleotides long. RefSeq names its product PP2C-like domain-containing protein CG9801. Lineage: Eukaryota; Metazoa; Arthropoda; Insecta; Hymenoptera; Formicidae. The record is from RefSeq and is a predicted model, not a curated record.
AGGUCUGUUUGGUCUGCCGCUCGCGCAAGUAGUCAGUUGGUUAUUGACACAUUGCCAAUAUGGCGGUAAAGUAGAAAACGAUGGGCCUGCUUAGCGUGCACCGUGAUCUCAUUCCCGUGCAGUGAGAAUUUUCCCAGGGUUAAACUGAGGCCUAUUACCAGCGGCUAUAAUCAUGAUGCCAAGUUUACGGAAGAAAGUUGCCGGUUUUAUGCGCCAAUUAUCUAUUAGCAACUUGGCUAGCGCCGUGGAGAGCAUAACUUUUGGGGAACAACCACUUCAAAGCUCACGAUCAAUGGCUCAGGAUUUUGGUGGCUGCUUCAUCACGCGCUAUCUAAAUGGACUAGAAACAAAGCAAGAAGGACCACCUAUUUUACACGGCCGAAAUCCAGAGGAAUUACCGAGUAGACAGCUCGACAGCUUUCACGAAAAUGAAGAAAUUUUCGCAGCCUAUACUGGCCCUGAUAGUGGUCUUACAGCAGUCAAUCUUCAACAGAAACAUUUGAGUAUUAGCGAUACUGAUAUUGAUUACAUAGACAUGCUAGAUCAAAAUGAGCAAUAUAGAAGUGGAUCAGCGACAUCAAACGUUACUGUUGCUGGAGUUACUGAUUGGUUUAAUCCUCAUGAAAAUGCGUACGGAAUUGCAACUACGCUGUAUGAGAAAAAUCCUACAAAUAAUACUAAUAAUGGAGAACCGAUAGCCGAUUGCUUUGGCAUUGUAGCAAGGCCAAAUUCUGCUAUAUUGGCUCUCGCAGAUGGUGUCAAUUGGGGUACAAAAGCGAGUAUAGCAGCUAGGUCGGCAGUUCAUGGAAGUAUAGAGUAUUUGAAUCGAGCCCUAUUUUGUCCGUCUAUGAACAGUGAAAUGACAACGACGAGAGAUGUAUUUAUAGCGUUACUUCGGUCAUUCCAUGCAGCGCAUUCGUUGAUCCUUCAGGAACAGGGAAUGCUCACUACCUUAACAGUAUGCACAAUCCUUCCACUGCCAAGUUCAAGUACUGACACAAAUGUAUGUCAGAAAAAGUAUAUUGCUUGUACCUGCAAUGUUGGUGAUAGUUUGGCCUACGUAUAUUCGAGGAAAACUGGGGUGAGAGAGAUAACACGAGGAUCCCACGAUAUUCAUUGCAUGCGUGACAUGCGAGAUGCCUUAGGAGCUCUAGGUCCGGUAGACGGCUCUAAUCCUGAAUUGAAUAAUUUAACACUGGCUAUAACGGAAGUCGAGACAGGCGACAUAGUGUUCCUGACGAGUGACGGAAUUUCGGACAAUUUUGAUCCUGUGGUGGGAAAGUUUGCGGUUUUGCCCAAUUACAGUAGCGGCGCCGAUGCGACGCUGAAGAGUCACGACGCGAGAUCGAAAACGCGUCGCAAAUCCGUGGAAAAUCUGCGGCAGACAGAGUCGAGCAACAGUAACGGAAAUAGCAACAAUCUGCCAGUAGUCGAAGCUUAUCAAAGACACGAGCUCACGCUGCUCAGAAUGGAAGACUUGCUGAGACGUGGAGUUUCUGGAGAGGGGCCACCGUGCAAUAGUGCCAAACACCUGUGCGAACUCCUUCUGGAUUUUGCGGUUCGCAUAACUGCCGCAAAGAGACGGAUCCUGGAAGAUACGGAAUUGUAUUAUGCGGAGCAUAAAGAUGGUCAAUUGAUACAACUCUCGAAGCAAGAGCAAAGGUCUCGUAGGAAAAAGACAUUGGAGAAAAUAUCUAUGAUUCCUGGCAAGCUAGACCAUGCAACGGUUGUAGCGUAUGUAGUCGGAUCCUAAAUUCGUUCAAAAAUGUAAUUUACAAUUACUCACGAUGAUAAAUAUAGUUUUUAUUUGUAUAAAAACAAAAAAGAGAAAAGAAAUUAAUAAAUCGAACUUUCUAUAUUAUAAUAUUCGUACUUAGGAGUAAACAAAAAGAAAAUAAAUAUAUCUUUUGCAAUCCAAUAUCGAGCUAUUUUUAUCUUCGCAAAUAAUUAUAAUUUUUUAAAUCUACACUACAUUAAUACUCAAUAAAGAAAAGUCACAAGAGUACUUGUUUGUUUACAAAAAUUGUAUCCUAGGAUAGUUUUAACUAGGAAAUAAUUAAAUAAACGUAUACAAAGCAUA